This is a messenger RNA of Penicillium macrosclerotiorum, 3336 nucleotides long. RefSeq names its product Pfs domain protein. The record is from RefSeq and is a predicted model, not a curated record. The transcript has 3 exons. Lineage: Eukaryota; Fungi; Ascomycota; Eurotiomycetes; Eurotiales; Aspergillaceae. Gene Ontology annotation, molecular function: catalytic activity. The coding region runs from base 1 to 3336 and encodes 1111 amino acids. Gene Ontology annotation, biological process: nucleoside metabolic process.
AUGGCAUUAGACGAGAAAAUGAAACUCUGGUCCGACCAUGAUGCAGACUCUGUGGAUGAUGAGGAAUGCAGCAAACCGAUCCAAGAGUCCGAUAUAUUUCCCGAUGCCGAAGGUGAAUGCUCUCCUAUUCCUGCCGACAUUGUUGAUUUGCACCCAGAAAUCAAGAUAGGUGAAACUUUUAAGGUUGUAAUGCCUGAACUGCAUGAAUAUCGCGAGUACAUCGUCAGACAUCCGGCAUAUGACUGGCUUCUUAGCGAUCUCCAGAGGCACUGUCUUCACAAUUCAUCAACCCAAGAAGUGAGGGCGGAAAUUAAUAGAACAAUUUUGCACGGCCUGCCUUCACAAACUCGUUUCAGCAGACGAGACUCAGAACUUCCCUACAAAAUGACGUACACUGUAGACUGGGACCUUAUUUCAUUUCUGGAGGACCAGGAUUAUAACGAAGAAAGUUUCAAAGCGCUCCCGCUGGUCAUCACAAUUACUGGCUCUCGGAAAGCAGCUCAAGCGCUUACAUGUUCCCAAUACCUGCACCAGAUAUGGCCAUCGUCUGCCGGAGAGGUUCUCAAGUUACUUCAGACCUUGCUAGAAUCUGGACCAAGAAACAAAGCUAGAGGUUCCGCCUAUUCAAUCGCCGAAGUUGGCGAGCAGCUCUCCUGGCUUGGAUCCGCUCUUCGCUCUUCGCCAUAUCCAGAUCCAAUCGCAUACUGUCGGCCUCAGGUCGAGAAAUUCCAGAUGACCGAUUAUAAAAGUCAGACAGCAAAGCGACAAUUUACCGCGGAGGUCAGCGCAGAUAUUUCCUUUGCAAUGGAUAGGAUCGAAUUUUCUUCCAAUGCAAGCGGGGAGUGUUGGCAUGAUCUCUUCCGGAACUGUGUUGUUGUGCAGGGCUACCCAAUAUCCCGACGACUUGAAUGCGGCGCUUCAAGUGGCCUUGAAAUUCCGCUUCACAUGAUGGCAUGUCUUGCAAAAGCGAAUUUUGUGAACACAUUUCGAAACUGUCUAAUCCUGAAAGGGUUCUCCGCUAUGCUUGUUCCAACCGAAAAUUAUGACGAGGUUAUUGUAUGGCAUUUAGUGUACAAUAAAAAUGGUGAUCGAAUAUCAUACCUUGAUAGCACGGUGGACCCUGCGGAGGGCCUGAUCGCCGGACGUUUAUCACAGGCCCGUCACAUUUUAGGAUGGUGCUCAGACACAAGAUACCUUGCCGGCGGUGAGCCCUUCUUGGAUGGAUACAAAGAUGUCCCUUUCCAUAUUUCCCGAGGUGGAUAUCUCAAGAAGCUCAAAUGGAUCAUCCAGAAGUCUGCGGUUCUCUGGGACGAGGAGACCAAGCAAGGGUGGUUGUUAAACGGAGCAGGCGCUCUCCUACACCUUGUGCGUGCCUCCAUAAUGCACGAUAGUACCGGUCCCCUCAGCUCGGAGUGUCUUUUUCGAUGGGAGAACCUAGAGGAGGCACCGGCCCAUAUCACACGCACUCCUGAAUCUGCUAUUGCAGUACUUUCGGACCGCGGUAACCGGGCUCUAACGAUCUAUCAGGACAAAGAUGAGCACAUCAAUUUUGAAGACCGAGUUGAGCACUUCCUCAACAUCUUCGAACAGAUCUUUGAUUAUCAGGUACAUGCUGUCGGGCCAGAUGGCAGUGGAUACAGUUCCAAGUCUAUUCCUCGGGCUCACUUCGAAGGCUGGGACUUCCAUGACCUCUCCACUGAAUCAGACCCAUUAUUUCCCCGACUAGCAAAAAUCCCCGUAAAGGGAAAAUCAUGGAUUGACUUUACCCGGUCAAUACAUACAAUCAAUCUAUUUGGUCGUGGGUUUGGGGAAAUGCUGGAGCCAUCAACUGUUUCUUGUCCUUACUGGGCCUCACUUCCUAGAGAUCAAUAUUAUUUGGCUGCAGGGAUUGCAGAAUUGCAGCAGAUGGUUGUCAAAUAUACAGGUGAUUUAACGGCAAAUCCUGUACGGCUAAGCGAAAAUCUCGUGUGGCAUAACCCAAAAAUGGUCUUUGAAUUCUGUGACUGCGCCGAUGCUACUGCAGAUCAUGCCGAUUUAGUUCAGGUGAUCUUACCAGCUACACUGUCAGAUGAGCCGCAGCAAUGCAAUAAUACCGUCACUCUGGCUCGUAAUGGCGCGGUGGUCUUCGGAUAUAAUCGAAGGUUUCGGUGGCGAUGGGGGGAUAUUGGGGACCCUGAAAGGGAUGAUAUCAAGGACAAUAAUGAAGUUCCCGUUGCCUCGACCUAUAUAUCUGGGCAUGAUGAUAUCAAGACCCAGGUUGGUUCUGAGAGUGAUUACUUCCGAUUAUCGAACACCCAGGCCUCUUCGAUUAAAGACACUGUGGCCACUUCAUCUGCUGAUCAUGGGUCUGCACGACCCAACCACUUAUUGAGAUCAUACACUAAGUGGAAUUUGGAAUCUCUAAGGGCUGAGGACUAUGCUGUCGGUAUUUUGUGCGCACUGCCAUUAGAGCUCCUGGCUGUCCGCGCGUUAUUCGAUCAAACCCACCCCGACCUCUCUCUGUCUGCUGUGGAUUCAAAUCACUACGCGCUAGGCCGUAUAGGGCGACACAAGGUCGUCACUGCGUGCCUGCCCUACGGUGAAUAUGGCACAAACUCUGCAGCAGAUGUUGCAUCGAAUUUGAGAAGAAGCUUUCCAUCGGUAAAAUUCUGUUUACUGGUCGGCAUCGGAGGUGGUGUCCCAUCGCCCCGACAUGACAUCCGUCUCGGUGACGUGGUGGUGAGCAAGCCAAUUGGAAUUAGCCCCGGCGUUAUCCAGUACGAUAUGGGCAAGGCUCUGGAAAAUGGUGUUUUCGAGCAGAGUGGAUUUCUCCAAGCUCCUUCACGUGUGAUUAUGACUGCACUCAGUAUUCUGGAGUCUGAUCCUCAUCUCCCUCCGAACCCUUUACAGGAAUAUAUUGAAGAAAUUACGGCGUGCAGAAAGGAGUAUCGGUAUCCAGGACCAGAGAAUGAUCGUCUAUUUUCUAGCGUCUAUGCGCACAAUCCCAAGCACGCCACGUGCGAUUCUUGCAGUAUUUCUCAUGUUACCACGCGGCCAAGCCGCUCGAAUCAUCACCCACAAAUACACUAUGGACUCAUUGCAUCGGGUAACAGAGUCAUGAAAGACGCAAAGCUGCGUGAUAUAUGGUGCAUGGAAAGAGAUGUUCUAUGCUUCGAAAUGGAAGCAGCUGGUAUCGUGAACACUUUUCCCUGUCUGGUCAUCAGAGGCAUUUGCGACUACUCAGAUAGUCACAAAAACAAACAGUUUCAGGAGUAUGCGGCAGCAACGGCUGCGUCAUACGCAAAACUUCUGCUUUACCAUUUGAAGGAUAGCAUUCACUUAAAUGGGACGGCAUGA